Rotaria sp. Silwood2 is the source of this 1353-nucleotide messenger RNA. The record is from the annotation of a GenBank genome assembly. NCBI's taxonomy places the organism in Eukaryota, Metazoa, Rotifera, Eurotatoria, Philodinida, Philodinidae.
CUGCUCUUAUGAUUAGUAUGAUUGAGAUAUUUUCAGAAAAAAAAUUAAAACCAUCACAUUAUUUUAUUUCAAUUAAACCUAGUUGUUUAUAAUGAAAUCCUGAUGUUCCAUUAUAUACUUUUAUAAAUACUAAUAGUAUAUUAGUUUUAAAAAGUGUUCGCUAAACAAUAUUUUCUAAGUAUUUUAAAUUUUAAAUAGAUAAAAGAUUGAAAAUUUAAAAAAUAUUUUGAUAAAUUUGGUUUUAAUACUAAUCUAAAUAUUUAAUUGUUUGAAUACUUAUUUAGAUUUUAUUACACAACUCUGCUCUGAAAUGAAAUAUGUAUUAACAAUAUUUUUUCCAUUUUUAUUUCUAUCAAUCUAAGUGCAUAUGAAUAUUGUAUGCAGUUCGAAAUUGACAGAUAAUGUCUUAAUAGUUGUAUCGCAAAAAUAUUUUCAAGAAGUUCCAUGUAAAAAAAAUUUCCUCAAAAAUCACCAAAUACUCGAAAUAAUCAAUUUCGUUCUGAUUUCUGUUUGAUUAUUUCUGCUUAAAUCUUUGAUUAAAAUCGUAUGAUUAAAAUCGAUUAUUUGGUGAUUUUCGAGAAAUUUCUAUUUACACGAGUUAGUGUCUAUCUAGCGUUUAUUGUUUUGACUGUUCACAAGUUUCAAGUGAUGAAUAAUAGUUACUGUAUUAUAAAUUAAUUUUCUUGCAGAGCAUCAGAAAUAAAAAAUUUAUUGUUAUAUGGUUUAUUACCUAUAUUUUAUCAACAUCUUCAAGUCGAUAAAGCUGCUCAUAUUGCUCUUUUCGUUUGUGCUAUUCGUAUUGAUUUUGCUUUACAAAAAAUAAUCAAUCAACAGGAAGUUGAUAAUGGUAAACGUAAUGAAGGAGCUUUUGAUAUAACACGCUUAUCAAUCAAUAAUAUAGACGAACUUCUGUCGUGGCAUAAACGUGUAUGCGAUUGCAAUCAAACUGCAACGUGUAUCAUUAUCUAUCAUCGUUGUGUAAUUAAAAAUCAAACAUAUCAUUCUCUUUCUUAUCCAAAACGACAAUCAACUAAUAGUUAUUUUGUAAAGUACACUAAUGAUCGUCGUGAUACACUAUUCGGAGCAAUUGAACUUUUUUUUACAUAUAAAAAUUCUACUUUGGCUCUUAUUAAUAAUUAUCCAAAUGAACAUCUAUUUUCCGAUGUCUUUGCUUCUUCUUCUUACCAUUCAUCCUUAUCAAAAUAUAUCAAUACGUACUUUUAUUUACUUCAAGCAAAACCAUCAUCUUUUCAUUAUGUACCAAUUCAUAAAAUAUUAAACAUAUGUGUUGUAUUUGAAAAGGACGAUUUUAUCAUUGUAACUCCUAUUUCUCCAGUCUAUGAACAUGAUUAA